AUGACCGGAGGACAGACGCUCCAUUGCCUGGAGCCGGAGAUCGGCCAGGAAGUGGCGGCAGCGGUUAUCAAACUUCAUGGGAAGAUUUGGCACCUGAGCCUCGUCCCCAAUCGCGAUCUCGUGGACGCAAGGAAGCACACCGUACAGAACGUAAAAGAUCUCGUACACCCCAUCAAUCUCAUCGUCGAAAGUCUGGCGGGCACCGGAGCUCACAUCAGCGUGACCGCUCACGUACCAAACAAUCGGAUCAUCGUCCAGGUCGCAUAG
Molecule: messenger RNA, 267 nt
Organism: Alternaria ethzedia
Lineage: Eukaryota; Fungi; Ascomycota; Dothideomycetes; Pleosporales; Pleosporaceae
Exons: 2
Coding region: 1-267 (88 amino acids)
Source: RefSeq, a predicted model, not a curated record